Saitoella complicata NRRL Y-17804 is the source of this 1525-nucleotide messenger RNA. RefSeq lists its product as uncharacterized. The coding region runs from base 107 to 1525 and encodes 472 amino acids. NCBI's taxonomy places the organism in Eukaryota, Fungi, Ascomycota, Saitoellomycetes, Saitoellales, Saitoellaceae. Gene Ontology annotation, cellular component: Rpd3L-Expanded complex; Rpd3L complex. The record is from RefSeq and is a predicted model, not a curated record. The transcript has 4 exons. Gene Ontology annotation, biological process: negative regulation of rDNA heterochromatin formation; negative regulation of silent mating-type cassette heterochromatin formation.
CACCAGCUGAAGUACACCGUCGCAGACAUCCAGCAUUCAGUCACAAGAAACAGAUAGACCAGUGCAUACAUCCUGCCAGAGGCUGACUGAAUCUGACCUUUGGACGAUGGCGACAACAUCGCCACGCCGCCCAUUCCGUUCGGAGGCAAACCCUUCUUUGACUCAAGAAGACAACAUGUCAUCUCUAUCCACACUUACCACACCUCCAGAAACUCUGGCUCCCGACGCGCCGGUCGAUGAAGAGAGCGAAGUAACUCGCUGUAUCUGCGGUCUUGCCGACCAACGCGCCGAAGAGGAGCUCGAUGUCGAUCCGUCGCAGAUGAUUGCUUGUGAGGGAUGCGGUGUGUGGCAGCAUUGCCAAUGUGUUGGCAUUGCAGAUGAGAGCCAGGUUGAGGGAAAGGUGUAUUGGUGUGAGGAGUGUAGGCCGGACUUGCAUCGCAUUGUGAGAAGCGGAAGGCAUAAAAGGUCACGAUACAAUCUUGCCGCCGCCGACAUUGAACAACAAGCCGCCGUCGAAGCCGAGAACAAAGCAGCAGCCCGGGCUUCUCCCCGUGAAGUCAAAUCGCCCAAAGAUUCCAUGCCGCAAGGCCGCUCGCACAGUCCCAAACGCCGCUCGACUAUGAAUUCUCGCGAUGCCGGUUACGAAGCCGCUAUCCAGGCUUCGCUUCUUGAAGCCGAACGUCAGGAACGUCGGAAUCGCGGAAAGAAGCGCGGCCCGGAUGAUACUGAAACCUUCAAAUCCGACGGUAGGAGGAUGAGGGAGGAUAGAGAAGAUGCUUCGCGUAAGAGGAAGAAUGGAAGAGGCGAUGAAGAUGAAGAGGAGUUUGGGGUGCAUGACGAGCGGCAACCGAAGAAGAAAAGAAAGCCACCGAUGGAGCGGGAGAGUACUAAGCCAGAAGCGAAAAAGAGCCACAAGAAGGGUGCAGGGAAGAAGAAGGACGAUGGUCAUCUGAGUGAUGGUUCAGACGCAACAAUCCACUCGUCUCGUUCAAAGCCGGUGCUGGUUGCAACAUCAACCGCCGCAACCGCACCGGUUGCCUCUCCGUCCCAUACCAAACGUCGCGGUGGCCCAGGCAAUCGUGGUAAAGCCCGAAACAACGCAUCGAUCAAUGUUGAAUCGAAUCACGAAUCUAGCGAAAAAUUGGCAAAACCGCGCGUAGUUACCGGGAAGAUGAGCAUGCAGGAAAUGCGCAAGCGCGUUGCUGGUAUCAUUGAAUUCAUCCAUCGCACACAAGUUGAGAUGGCGCAGGAACGCGAGGAUAGGAAGAAGUUGCUUGAGAAAGCACGAGCACAGAAUGGUGGAAAGGUAGUGAUGGAGCUAACCGAAGCCGAGGCUGGAAAUGCUGAUGCCGUUGCUGCGAUUGAAACUGCGGGUGUGUUGGUGAAGGAGGAAGGAGGAGGUGCAGCCACGCAGGCUUUGGCGGAAGUUGAAGAGAAGAGGGAGAGCUUGUACAUGAUGGAUCAGCUGACAAGAGAUUUGUUAAUGUGGGAGCAGAGAUUUGGCAGGGUUGGGGAUAAGCUCUGA